ACCUCCUUCGCCCUCUCCGGCGGCCUCUCCAGGGCCCUGUGCCUUAUCCACCGCCUCCAGCACCAGCGCGGUGGCCGGCCCCGCGGCCGGCCCCGCGUGCUGUGUGUGCUGGCCAGCCCCGACGCACCCAUGCAGUACAUUCCGGUCAUGAACGCCAUCUUCUCCGCACAGCGUGCUGAGGUCCUUCUAGAUGCCGUAGUUCUCGCGACCGAAGAUUCCAGCUUCUUGCAGCAGGCAGCGCACCUUACAGGCGGUCUGUACUUCAAGCCUGCCGGUGCGGGUGCGCUGCUAGGUUUACUUCUGAACUACUUCGUUUGCGACACCUCGACGCGGAAGCAACUUGAUGUGGCCCAGGAGCUUGGUGUUGAUUUUCGAGCCUCGUGUUUUUGCCACAAGUACGUGAUUGAGACGGGGUACGUGUGCUCUGUAUGUCUGUCAAUAUUCUGUCAGCCGUCGCGGGCGUGUUCCACUUGCGGUACGGCGUUUACGAUGGGCGGCGGUGGAGGAGGCGGAGCGGCGGCGGCAGCGGCAGCAGCGGCGCGGGGCGGAGGUUAAGGCGGCGACACGUCGAUGCGGUGGGAGGAAAGGAAAGGCCAGCGGGGCCGCGCGGAAGCCGCAGCACCUUCCACACCUCACACAUGGAGUUAUUCAUUGGGGUGCCCCUAAGCUUGACAGACUAAAACCCUACAGACAUACAUGCGGAGCCACGCAGUCUGGGUUGACGGCUCGAAAGAGGGGAGGAGGAGAACUUGCGGUUUUGGACAUCUUGUUAAGGAGCAUUUUGGGAAAAUUUACGUUUGUGUUUGUGGUGCCAUAUUGACCCGGAAUGGACCGAAUGGCGAUUAAACCUUUUGUAGCCCUCUUAGCUUUAUGUUUUCCUUCAAUGUUUUUCUCAGUCUCGUUAAGUUUCCCUUUUCCCACUUGCUUAUCUGAUUACACUCCGUUGCCGCUGUGUGGGCAACCAGUAUGCUGCUUGUUGGGUGGAUUGGCAUUCACAGACUUGCGGGUGGGCUAGAAGACCAAAGCUUGCUACUUGGCAGGCUGGCAAGUGCCCUCGUGCUCUUGGCUUUUGUCAAAAUUGUCUCUAAAGGUUGCGUAACGGUAGGUCUGCAGGAGACGGCCAUGCAGCUUCUAAGGAUGCACGUACCCUGCCGUGCUCUUUGCGCCUUGACGGCUACUACUAAUUUCGGUAAAGCUGCUGCUGGAGUUC
Volvox carteri f. nagariensis is the source of this 1210-nucleotide messenger RNA. RefSeq lists its product as uncharacterized. Gene Ontology annotation, biological process: regulation of DNA-templated transcription; nucleotide-excision repair. Lineage: Eukaryota; Viridiplantae; Chlorophyta; Chlorophyceae; Chlamydomonadales; Volvocaceae. Gene Ontology annotation, cellular component: transcription factor TFIIH core complex; transcription factor TFIIH holo complex. The transcript has a single exon. Bases 130 to 555 code for a protein of 141 amino acids. The record is from RefSeq and is a predicted model, not a curated record.